This is a messenger RNA of Syngnathoides biaculeatus (alligator pipefish), 2374 nucleotides long. It is a transcript of the gene ube2z, whose product is annotated as ubiquitin-conjugating enzyme E2Z. NCBI's taxonomy places the organism in Eukaryota, Metazoa, Chordata, Actinopteri, Syngnathiformes, Syngnathidae. The record is from RefSeq and is a predicted model, not a curated record. Gene Ontology annotation, cellular component: nucleus. The transcript has 11 exons. Gene Ontology annotation, molecular function: cysteine-type endopeptidase inhibitor activity; ubiquitin conjugating enzyme activity. Bases 513 to 1985 code for a protein of 490 amino acids. Gene Ontology annotation, biological process: negative regulation of apoptotic process.
CAUCUAUAUGCGAGUCCCAGAGAUGGUCCACUCGGGGUCUUGAAACUAGGUCCCCCACGGUGGCAGGCAAUAAUCUUAACCAUUGUUCUACGUCUGCUCAUUAAUAAUAAUACAUUGUGCAGUCUUUAUCACAAGAGCACAAGCGUUUAAUGUGAGCAAAUACGUAUAUAAUUACGACACAGACGUUGACUUUAUAUCGUACUUACUUUGAAGCCUUACCGGAAAUUCCCACUUACCAUACGUUACUAGCUUGACUUGAGGUGACAUCUGAUGUGGAACUUGAGGCUUUGACCUGGCUACCGGCCUGCAGAAAGCACAGUGGAGCUAACAAGAAAUAGCUACUAUGCCAGGAGAAAGAAUAUCUCCUUUUGGGGCCUCCCUUCUCUGAUAGCACAGAACUACGACACAGGCGGAGAGAUUUCAGACUUGUCGUUUAGCUGUCAAUGCUUGCGACAAUUUGUUAAAAUUGUUUCAAAGCAGCAUUUUAGCUCCAGUUUGGUAGCUAGCGUGCUAUGGCGGACAGCAUUGGAGAUGCGUCAACCGGUGAUACAAUUGGCUCUGGGGUUACCGGACAAAGCGGUGGAUCCGCGACUUUGUCUAACUCUCAAACGGGAACACUCCUUAGCAACAAUACAGGUUCGGCUUCUGAGGGCGACCAGAGUGGCCUUAGCCCUGAAGUGUCCCCAACGGAUGGGCUAGAGGCUACUCAGACGAACUUUUGGAACACUUUUGGCGUUUCUCCACCGGUCCUAUCUGUAUCAACGAACGUAUACACCUCUUCACCGCCCCAGAGUGCAGGGCAAGGGGUCGCCGGAGUUGCCGAACCUGAUCAUUUAACACACGUAUACGCUUCUUCCUGGGACCCGACGCGUAGUACGGACUGGGACAAUGAAAAGACAUCACAGCCUGCAAUUUUAAGGAUAAAGAGGGAUAUCAUGUCUAUAUACAAGGAACCUCCUCCCGGGAUGUUUGUUGUCCCAGAUCCUCAAGAUAUGACCAAGUUCUUCUGGCCGUGCAUCUUUGUCCUGGCGCGACUCUGCUGCAGCAUCUUUUUCUGCUCAAGCAAGUUGGUGCGGGUGUCUUUUUUUAAGAGGGAAGAACAUAGCUACAGAACUGAAGCUGUGAUGCUACAGGGCAGUUCGCUGAUGCCGGAUCUCAAGAUACCUGAGGUUUCCAGGGGCCGAGUCGACGUCCAGGCGAAGACCGUGGCCACGGCACUUGAGACCCUUUCCGGGACUGGGCCUCGACUUUGCGCCUGGAGGCUGAGGGUUGACGAGAAGCCGAAGGAAGAGAAGACAUCUCUGAUCCAUGCUCUGAUCACGGGGCCAUUUGACACACCAUAUGAGGGUGGCUUUUUCCUUUUCCUGUUUCGAUGCCCUCCUGACUACCCCAUCCAUCCGCCACGCGUCAAGCUCAUCACCACCGGUCAGAACACUGUCCGGUUCAAUCCCAACUUUUACCGCAAUGGCAAAGUCUGCCUUAGCAUCCUCGGAACAUGGACAGGUCCAGCAUGGAGUCCAGCACAGAGUAUCUCCUCUGUCCUCAUUUCCAUCCAAUCUCUGAUGACAGAAAAACCUUAUCACAACGAACCUGGAUUUGAACAGGAGCAACAUCCAGGUGACAGUAAGACCUAUAACGAGUGCAUCCGUCAUGAAACCGUGAGGGUUGCUGUGUGUGACAUGCUGGAGGGCAAAGUUCCAUGUCCUGAAGCUUUGUGGAGUGUGAUGGAGAAGUCUUUCCUAGAAUACUAUGAUUUCUAUGAGGGAGUUUGUAAAGAGAGGCUGCAUCUUCAGGGACAGAACAUAAAGGACCCAUUUGGAGAGAAGCGUGGUCGUUUUGACUAUCAGCGCCUGCAAGCUCGACUCGGCGCCAUUCAUAGAAGAUUACGGGAGAAACGUGUAAUGAGCAAUCCCAAUGAUGAUUCUGACUCGGAAACCAGUUCCUCUGAGACGGACCCUGACAGCCAGGGAAGCAUCCAGCCAUGACUCUGUAAAACGGGCUGCUAAGAGAGGACAUUAAUUUUUUUUUCCAUUUUAUUUUAUUUUAUUUUUUGCCUCAAGAAAAAAAGUUUAAUAAAAUGUUUCCAUGUUGUAAGGUUUUUGAAAAAUAAGAGAUUGUGUUGCUCUCCACAAAGUGGCCAUACUGCAGCAAGAGAACUCAACAGUUCACGAGUCAAACACUGGCAGAUUUACCCUUGUGGUCCUUUUGUAGCUUUUACCAGCUGUUAUUUUUAAUUCAUGUUUGGACUGGAAGAGGCUGUGUAGGUAUAUUAUACAUAUAGUUUAAACAUUUCCUUGUGCUUGUGAAAUAGUAAAUUAAAUGACAUUGCCAUUUAAAAAGCUAUUGGUCAAAUAAAUACCACUUUAUCUUUUGA